Messenger RNA from Exophiala viscosa, 3194 nucleotides. RefSeq names its product adaptin N terminal region-domain-containing protein. The record is from RefSeq and is a predicted model, not a curated record. Gene Ontology annotation, biological process: intracellular protein transport; endoplasmic reticulum to Golgi vesicle-mediated transport; intra-Golgi vesicle-mediated transport. NCBI's taxonomy places the organism in Eukaryota, Fungi, Ascomycota, Eurotiomycetes, Chaetothyriales, Herpotrichiellaceae. Gene Ontology annotation, molecular function: structural molecule activity. Gene Ontology annotation, cellular component: COPI vesicle coat; endoplasmic reticulum-Golgi intermediate compartment; Golgi membrane. The coding region runs from base 256 to 3018 and encodes 920 amino acids. The transcript is spliced from 3 exons.
UUUGUAGACACCCCCCAACUGCUUUCGGAGGGCACGACUCGACAAUUGACACUUUUUCCCCUGCCCUCUCUACCAGCGCGUCCACAUUGUUUUCCGCAGUAUUCCUCACCCUUGUACUCUUCCUACCGAGAUGGUCUUGCGUUAGUGCGCGACAAAUAACGCCCGAUCCCCUUUCGUCGUGCUCAAGGGCAUCCUCGUCACCCUGAAACCCCCGGUUGUCAAUAAUACUGCUCGCGCAGCAGACACACCACCACGAUGAGUUACGCGAAGAAAGACGAGGAUGCCGACCACUCCGGCUUCAAGCUGGACCGGACAUCUGUGUUCCAAGAUGCUCGACUCUUCAAUUCAUCCCCCAUUUCACCACGAAGAUGUCGGACAUUGCUCACCAAGAUCGGUGUCCUCCUCUUCACCGGCGAGAAAUUCCCUACAACCGAAGCUACAAAUCUGUUUUUUGGUAUCUCUAAACUUUUCCAGAACAAGGAUCCCUCCCUGCGACAAAUGGUGUAUUUGAUACUGAAAGAACUUGCACAUACCGCCGAAGAUGUCAUAAUGUCGACAAGUAUAAUCAUGAAGGAUAUGACUGUGGGCAGUGAGAUCAUCUACAAGGCCAACUCCAUCAGAGCUCUUUGCAGAAUCAUAGACGCAACCACCGUUCAGGGUAUCGAACGACUGAUCAAGACCGCCAUUGUCGACAAAUCCCCCGCAGUCUCCUCAGCAGCACUGGUAUCCUCGUAUCACCUUCUUCCGAUCGCUAGAGAUGUGGUUAGGAGGUGGCAGAGCGAAACACAAGAGGCAGCAUCGUCAUCCAAGUCUGGUGGAGGCUUCUUGAGCUUUGGUGCCAGCAAUCAGCACUCUCUCGCGGCUGCCAACACGAACUACAUGAAUCAAUACCAUGCUAUCGGCCUUCUGUAUCAGAUGCGGUCGCAUGAUCGUAUGGCUUUGGUUAAAAUGGUGCAGCAAUAUGGCGCAGCUGGAGCCGUUAAGAGUCCUGCAGGUGUCAUGAUGCUUGUCCGCCUGGCUGCCAGACUUAUCGAAGAAGAUCCCAGCCUCCGAAAACCUAUGAUGCAGAUGUUGGAUACCUGGUUACGGCAUAAGAGCGAGAUGGUCAACUUCGAAGCUGCCAAAGCCAUCUGCAAUGUGCCCGACGUGACCGAUGCCGAAGCCGCACAAGCUAUUCACGUCCUCCAGUCUUUCCUGACCUCCCCAAGAGCGGUCACCAAGUUCGCCGCUAUCCGUAUCCUCCAUGCCUUCGCUUCUUUCAAGCCACAAGCUGUCCAUUCUGCGAACCCUGAUAUCGAAGCAUUGAUUUCGAACAGCAACAGAUCCAUUGCCACUUUCGCCAUCACCACCCUUCUCAAAACAGGUAACGAGGCUAGUGUUGACCGACUGAUGAAACAGAUCUCUGGUUUCAUGACCGAGAUCACCGAUGAAUUCAAGAUCACCAUUGUGGAAGCGAUCCGCACACUGUGCAUGAAAUUCCCCAGCAAACAAGCUGGUAUGCUGACCUUCUUGAGUGGUAUUCUCCGUGAUGAAGGUGGCUAUGAAUUCAAGCGAGCCGUGGUGGAGAGUAUGUUUGACUUGAUCAAAUUUGUACCAGGCAGCAAAGAGGAGACCUUGUCACAUUUGUGCGAGUUUAUUGAGGACUGCGAAUUCACGAAACUUGCUGUCCGCAUUUUGCAUCUCAUCGGUGUUGAAGGACCGAAGACACCCCAGCCAACGAAAUACAUCCGGUACAUCUACAACCGAGUUGUGUUGGAAAAUGCUCUUGUACGAGCCGCGGCCGUUACUGCUCUUGCCAAAUUUGGUGUUGGUCAGAAGGAUCCUGAGGUGAAGAAGAGCGUGCAAGUUUUGUUGACCAGAUGUUUGGACGAUACCGACGAUGAGGUUCGAGAUAGAGCGGCCUUGAACCUACGCUUGAUGCAAGAAGACGACGACAUUGCGGAGCGGUUUAUCAAGAACGACUCGAUGUUUUCAUUGUCGACUUUCGAACACAAACUCGUCAUGUAUGUCACGUCGGACGACAAAUCAGUUUUCAGCAAGGCCUUUGAUGUCAGCUCAGUUCCUGUUGUCUCGCAUGAGCAAGCGCUGGCUGAGGAACGGACGAAGAAGCUCACAACGGCAACUCCAACACUCAAAGCCCCAAGCACCGGGCCCACGAAGCCCAAAGCCAACGGCGUGGCAGAAGGACCAUCUGCGGCUGCGGCAGCUCAGAAAUAUACAGAGAUUUUCUCAAGGAUACCAGAACUCGCUGCUUAUGGACCUGUGCUCAAGUCCAGUAAUGUGGUCGAGCUCACUGAAAGUGAGACUGAGUAUGUGGUGUCGGCAGUCAAACACAUCUUCAAAGAACACGUUGUCGUUCAGUAUGACAUCAAGAACACACUCGAUCAGACGGUGCUUGAGAAUGUGACGGUCCUGGCUACCCCGUCGGAAGAAGAGGAGCCAACCCUGGAGGAGGAUUUCAUCAUCCCUGCGACAGCCCUCAAGACCAACGAGCCUGGUGUGCUGUAUGUGGCUUUCAAGAAACUUGGUGGCCAAGAGUCCUUCCCCAUCACCACAUUCGGCAACGUCCUCAAAUUUACCAGCAAAGAAGUUGAUCCGACCACAGGAGAGGCCGAGGAAGGCGGUUACGAGGAUGAAUACGAGGUCGAAAACCUGGAGCUUACCGGCGCGGACUUUGUCUCGCCCGCUUUCGCAGGAAGCUUCGAUCACAUCUGGGAGGGAACAGGUGCAAAUGGUGACGAGUCAAGCGAUACCUUGCAAUUAUCCACAGUGAAGAGUCUAGCAGAUGCGACGGAACAACUUACCCAGAUGCUCAGUCUACAGCCGCUCGAAGGCACAGAUGUGGUCUUGUCCCAAACCACGCACACGCUCAAGCUCUAUGGAAAGUCGAUCACAGGAGGACGUGUUGCUGCGUUGGUCAAGAUGGCCUUUUCCGCGAAGUCAGGAGUUACUACUAAGGUCUCUGUGCGGACAGACGAGACGGGCUUGUCUGGAGCACUUCUUGCGGUCUUGUUAUGAGUACCCUAACUGCUUGUUGGGGAUUUGUCCUGUGAUGAUGGACCGGAUCGGAAAAUAGAGACAGAUUCGUUUCGAAGUGUGUAUGUAUGGGCUGGCUUGUUGAGAGUCAGCAGUGCCAGCAGCAAGUCAGGCAGUUGGUAAAUGAAGAAAAUGGCACACGUGUCUGAGAAGAUAAU